UCUAGGCCCAGCGCUUUAAAGCCACGGCUCCAUCUUUCUUGCUGGCUGUGCACUGAGGCUGGGGUCGCUGGGGGAGCCCUGGGUGCCAGGCAGAGGCACAAGUGAGCUGUGACAGGUGCAUGUGGGGCAGGGAACCACUGCCUGGGGCUCCGGGGGGACACGAUGCUGGGACAGGGUAGAUCCUGGACCAAGCAGAGCCGCUCAGGAGUGGGCAAGACAUGUCAUCCAGUUAAGCAGCUGCUGUGUGCCAGGCUCUGUGCCACGCCCUUCCUGCUCCUCCUGAGGGAUAUUCUGAUUCCCAUUUUACAAACGGGGGAAGGGAACGGAGCUCAGAGCAGCUAGCUGAGCUACCCAGGGCCAGACAGCUAACAAGUGGCAGAGCCAGGAUCCAAACUCAGGAGCUGCUCAGAGAUGCUGCUGUCGCUGCUGCUGCUCCUCCUCCUCCUCCUCCUGCUGCUGCUGCCACCACUGGCCGUGCUCCGGUGGCCACAGUCUCAGAAUGCCAGGCUGUCCUGGCUUGUCAGCCUCCAGCACCGUGUGGCCCAGGGGGCCCUGCACUGGGCCGCCGCCUGGCAGCAGAAGAGACUAGAGCAGAGCACACAGAGAGCAGGCCAGAGCCAGCAGCAGGCCCUGAGGUGGUGUCUGCAGGGAGCCCAGGGUCCCCGCUGGCCCCUCAGCAGGAGCACAGAUAUGAGCACCUUCCGGAAUCAUCUUCCUCUGACCAAGGCCAGCCAGGUCCAGGAGGAAGAAAGUGGGGGGCAGCUCUUGCCCCCUACCCCAAACCAGUACCAUGGGGUCUCUUUGCAGGCCACCUUGCUGGGUCUGGCGGCCUUAAACAACGCCUACCCGAAAGUGCUGGCUCCGGGGGGCAGGGCCCUCGUGACCCCUUCCUCCCCUUGGCUCUACCCACUCCCCUGGCCUUGGCAGUUCCUGGGCCUGGUGAGUCCCCCUGGAGCCAAGGACGCUAGGGCCCUGCUGCUGGAGGCGCUGAGGUUCCCAGGGCUGCAGGCACUGGAAGCCAGGACAGCUGUCGAGCUCCUGGACGUCUUCUUAGGCCUGGAGGCCGAUGGUGAAGAGCUGGCUGAGGCAAUAGCUACUGGGAACCCAGGAGCGCCUCUCCCCACACGGGCUGCUGAACUGCAGGAGGCUCUGGAGCAGGGACCCCGAGGACUGGCCCGUCGGCUCUGGCCAAAUCUGCAGGUGGUGGUGACUCUGGACGCCGGAGGCCAGGCCGAGGCUGUGGCUGCCCUGGGGGCCUUGUGGUGCCAAGGGCUAGCCUUCUUCUCGCCUGCUUACGCUGCCUCUGGAGGGGUAGUGGGCCUGAGUCUAUGGCCAGACCAGCCCCGUGGGCUCUACCUUCUGCUCCCGGAAGCCCCUUUUAUUGAGCUGCUGCCACUCAAGGAAGGAGACUGGGAAGAGGCUGCCCCCACCGUCCUGCUGGCUGAGGCCCAGAAAGGCGAGAAAUACGAGCUGGUGCUGACCGACCACGCCAGCCUCACCAGGUGCCGCCUGGGCGACGUGGUCCAGGUGGUUGGUGCCUACAAUCAGUGUCCAGUCGUCAGGUUCAUCUAUAGGCUGGGCCAGACCCUGAGUGUUCGAGGAGAGAACACUGGUGAGGACGUGUUCUCUGAGGCCCUGGACCAGGCGGUGAGGCAGUGGCCGGGGGCCAAGCUGUUGGACCAUGGCUGUGUGGAAAGCAGCAUUCUGGAUUCCUCAGAGGGCUCUGCCCCCCACUAUGAGGUGUUUGUGGCACUGAAGGGGCUGAGGAACUUGUCAGAGGAAAAUCGAGACAAGCUUGACCACUGCCUUCAGGAAACCUCUGCUGGCUACAAGUCCCUGCGGUUCCGGGGCAGUGUGGGCCCUGCCCAAGUCCACCUGGUAGGGCAGGGGGCCUUCAGAGCUCUUCGGGCAGCCCUUGCUGCCUGCCCCUCGUCCCCUUUCCCUCCUGAGAUGCCCCGGGUCCUCCGGCACAGGCACCUGGCCCAGCUCCUGCAGAAGAGAGUGGUGUCCUGAGCUGAGGCCUGCCCACCGCCCCAUCCCACUUGUGUGCUGCCUCGCUCUUUCCUGUGGGUCCUCUGUGAAUGGGGAGCCCUUGGCCAGAGUCUUUGACUGUCACCUGUCAGUAGCUCAUCAGAGCUGCUGGGCCUUAGGGAGGCCUGACCUCGUCUGCCAGUUCUGAGGAGUUGACUUCAAGGAUAGAACAGAUCCCAGCAGUUCCCUGCCUGGAGCCCACGGGCCCACCCUGGAGGACACUGGAAUUCCAAUGCACACUGAUGGUGCCUGUGUCUCUCAGCCCAUGCACUGGGCAGGCUGGAAGUAUUGGGAGUUAAUGCUCCCAGGAGUGAGCCUCAGUCAGCAAGGAACAGGAGUUGGUGAACACAGAUCUCAGCUUCAUUGUCCCUCAGUGGGACAAUUCUGAAGUUAUUCUGUACCAUCUGUUUCGGAGAGUCCCCACCAGUUGCCCACAGAGGUAACCCUCUCAUUAACACAGUUCUUACUGGUUUUCCUCCUGUCCCUCCCGUCCCCACUCCCUUACGUGCUUUCUAGAAUCCCCUCCCAAAUAAACGUCUUGCACCCAGA
Molecule: messenger RNA, 2580 nt
Organism: Vicugna pacos (alpaca)
Lineage: Eukaryota; Metazoa; Chordata; Mammalia; Artiodactyla; Camelidae
Gene: GHDC
Product: GH3 domain containing
Cellular component (GO): cytoplasm
Molecular function (GO): acid-amino acid ligase activity
Source: RefSeq, a predicted model, not a curated record